Messenger RNA from Coffea arabica (coffee), 2222 nucleotides. RefSeq names its product probable polyamine oxidase 4. Gene Ontology annotation, molecular function: polyamine oxidase activity. NCBI's taxonomy places the organism in Eukaryota, Viridiplantae, Streptophyta, Magnoliopsida, Gentianales, Rubiaceae. Gene Ontology annotation, biological process: polyamine catabolic process. Gene Ontology annotation, cellular component: peroxisome. The record is from RefSeq and is a predicted model, not a curated record.
CCCCACGCAGGAGUACCCUCCGCGUUCGCCUAACUGCAUCCGGGGAGAAACAGCCUGAGACAUUUAUAGAGAGAGAGAAGACUAGAGAGGGAUAGAUAUACGGAAAUCAUUUUAGAGAGAGAAAAGGGGCAGGGGAAAUCGAUCUAUGCAACCGAAGCAAAACGCAUCGGUCGGAUCAUUGAUAGAAUUGGACCGUUUUUCCGGCGAUUAUGAGCUGGUUUGAUAAGCUACGGUGUUCAUCUAGUCUUAGCCGGUUUAUCGCCGGCCUUAUGCUCUUUCUUUUAUAUCAUUCAUUCCAAUUAAUUUCGAAUUUCUUGCUUCCUAUACACCCGUAAACUUUUAGUUUUAAGAUUAUCUUUUAGAUCAGAGAAAUUUGUUUUCUGUUGAAAUUUGGUUGGUGGCGUUCUCGUGAAUUUAGCUCAAGUUCAUUCGACCGACAAAAAAACAAGAGUUAUUGAACUAUUUGCCGACUUGUUUCCGUCGUUCACUUGGAAUCUCAUGGAAGCUACAGAUGAUGAUGAUUCUUCUUCUUUCCCCGGCUAUUUGCUGGACGGUGCUUUUUCCCCCCGAAUUGACAGGCGACAAAGUUCACUCCCUUCUGUGAUUGUAAUUGGUGGGGGUAUUUCUGGGAUCGCUGCUGCUCGUAUCCUACAGAAUGCAUCUUUUAAGGUGCUGUUGUUGGAGUCACGCGAUAGAAUUGGUGGGCGCAUACUCACUGACUACUCAUUUGGUUGCCCAAUUGAUAUGGGAGCAUCGUGGCUUCAUGGUGUUUGCAAUGAGAAUCCUUUGGCUCCUCUAAUUCGCCGUCUAGGGCUUACUCUUUAUCGUACCAGCGGUGACAACUCAGUGCUGUAUGAUCAUGAUUUGGAAAGUUAUGCACUAUUUGACAUCAAAGGCCAUCAAGUUCCUCAACAGACUGUUAUAGAAGUUGGAGAAGUAUUUAAGAAAAUCCUCAAGGAGACGGAUAAAGUGAGGAAUGAACACACUGAUGACAUGUCUGUUUCGCAAGCCAUAUCAAUUGUGCUGGAUAGGCAUCCUGAACUGAGACAAGAAGGGCUUGCCCACGAAGUGUUGCAAUGGUACAUAUGUAGAAUGGAGGCGUGGUUUGCUGCAGAUGCGGAUAUGAUAUCUCUGAGAAGCUGGGAUGAGGAGCAAGUUCUUUCUGGUGGUCAUGGUCUUAUGGUGCAAGGUUACUAUCCACUAGUAAAAGCUAUGGCAAAGGACAUUGAUAUACGCUUAAAUCACAGAGUUAAAAGGAUUGCCAAUGGAUAUAACAAGGUGAUGGUUACAAUUGAAGAUGGCAGCAAUUUUGUUGCUGAUGCUGUAAUAGUAACAGUCCCUAUUGGGGUUCUGAAGGCCAACUUAAUUGCUUUUGAACCCAAGUUGCCCGAAUGGAAACUUGCUGCAAUAUCAGAUCUUGGUGUAGGGAAUGAAAAUAAGAUUGCACUACUGUUUGACAAAGUGUUCUGGCCAAAUGUGGAGCUACUAGGGAUUGCUGCACCUACUUCCUAUGCAUGUGGCUACUUUUUGAAUCUCCAUAAAGCAACAGGCAAUCCCGUCCUUGUUUACAUGGCAGCUGGAAGGUUUGCUUUUGACCUUGAGAAGCUUUCAGAUGAGGCUGCUGCUGAUUUUGUAAUGUUGCAGCUGAAGAGAAUGUUUCCUGAUGCAACAAAGCCGGUCAAGUAUCUAGUGUCACGCUGGGGAUCUGAUCCAGACUCUCUCGGAUGCUACUCUUAUGAUUUGGUUGGAAACCCAGAGGACAUAUAUGACAAGCUCCGAGCACCAGUGGGCAAUAUUUACUUCGGAGGUGAGGCUGUUAGCGUGGAUCAUCAGGGAUCUGUUCAUGGUGCCUACUCAGCCGGAGUCAUGGCUGCAGAAAAUUGUCGCAAACAUCUUAUGGAGCGACUUGGAAGCGGGGACAAGAUUCAGCUCGUCUCUUGCAGGGAGGAAAUUCUUGAAGCAACUGUUCCUCUCCAGAUAUCAAGAAUGUGAAUCUUCAUGGUAGUAGAUUUCACUUAAAUCUAUUUAGGAUGCAAGUAACUGCAUCCAACUGUAUUGUUCCAAUCCAAUGAAAACGACGUUGUUUACUUUUCGGGAUAUCUUUUCAAUAUCAACUAAUAUUCUUCCGGGUGCAAUCUGAUGCCUGAAAGAUCUUGAGCUGAAUUCAUUAUUGGUUAUUCUAAUUUAUGCAUGAAUGAAUUUUCGACCAGUUGUUCCGAUGA